Messenger RNA from Mercenaria mercenaria, 2848 nucleotides. Its product is annotated as major facilitator superfamily domain-containing protein 1-like. Gene Ontology annotation, molecular function: transmembrane transporter activity. The transcript has 14 exons. The coding region runs from base 190 to 1641 and encodes 483 amino acids. The record is from RefSeq and is a predicted model, not a curated record. Gene Ontology annotation, biological process: transmembrane transport. NCBI's taxonomy places the organism in Eukaryota, Metazoa, Mollusca, Bivalvia, Venerida, Veneridae.
ACUUUCAACUCAAAAAUAGAAGUGUUAUCUAUUUGUCGUCGCUUAAUCUACUAUAGCUACAUAACUUAUUGUACAUUUGGAGGAUGUUAUGCUUAUUUUUAUAAAGCUUUUUAAAACUUAUUGCAAUUAUGUUGGAUUAUACAAAACAAAAGAAAUUACCAAUGUAGAACAUAGGGUGCGUGCGAAAUCAUGGGCGAUGAGACAGAGACACAAACCUUGCUGAGUGGAACUGGAAGAAGUAGUUCUACCAGUGAGAAUGUAUCAACUAAACAAUGCUCGCCUUGUGAUCCUAGGACAGCCCUUCAUCGAUACAUAUUUCUUGUAUUUAUAUGUAUUGUUGGGGUAGGAGAUUAUUUCUGCACGGAUAGUCCAGCUGCGCUACAAAAUCAUUUUCUGCGGGAUCUGAAUAUAUCAGAGACAAAAUUCAUGACAUUUUAUUCAAACAUACAAUGGGCCAGUAUAGUGUCGUGUAUAUUUGGCGGCUUUUUGAUUGACAGAAUAUUUGGAAACAGACUUGGCAUGACGUUGUUUUCGAUUUUGGCCACGUGUGCUCAUGCAAUGUUUUCAGUUGGAGCUAUUUCGAACAGUUACUGGACGAUGUUUGUGGCGAGGGCCAUUUAUGGGUUAGUAAAUGGACCAAUGUCGAUUGCAAACCAAAAUAUGGCUGUCAAAUGGUUUAAGACAUCAAAUAUAAAUAUGGUAUUUGGUCUUAAAACCAGCAUAGCCAGAGCUAGCAGUGUGGUUGUUAUAAACGUGAUGGAUACCAUUUAUGACUAUUUCGAAAAGCUUUCACAUGGGCAUGUAUGUUUAGGUAUUACAUUAUUUACAGGUGUGGUUGUUAUGUUCCUGUCGUUUCUUUCCGCUGUUGUUGCGUCUGUUUUAGAUCGAAGAGCUGAAAACAUGAACGACGUCGUUUUCGAAAAGGAACAUAUAAAAGAUGAUAUCGUAGUACGAGUUUCUGAUAUUAAAGACUUUCCUGCAACAUUUUGGCUGAUAUCAAUGACGACAACAUGCUACUACUUAGCACUGUUUCCAUUUGUAGGGCUCGGACAAGUAUUUUAUGAAAUGAAAUAUGAUCGGGAACCUCAGGUAGCGGAUAAUGUAAACAGUAUGGUGUAUUUAAUGGCUGCGAUUACAAUGCCAGUAUUUGGUUUAUUGAUAGAUAAACUAGGAUGGAGUCUUUUCUGGAUGUUUAUUGGCAUUAUUUUAUCUACUGGAAGCCAUGUCAUCCUGGCUUUUACUUUCAUAGAGCCAUAUAUUGCUACUGUUGCAAUGGGACUUGGAUAUUCUAUCUUUACUGCUGCAAUGUGGCCAAUGGUUUCAUUUAUAAUAACCUUCAAUCGUCUCGGAACUGCUUACGGCAUAAUGAACGCUAUGGUUGCUGUUGGUCAAGCUGGGGCGGCAUACUUUGCAGGUUAUUUAGCAGAUAAUAAUGGAUAUCUUGUCUUAGAGGUAUUUUUCACCGCUUGUAUGGCAGGAUCACUUAUACUUGGAAGUCUUCUGUAUAUCACUGACCAGGCGAAAGGAGGUGAAGUAAAUCUCAGUUCUACAGAGAGAAGGAAUCGGGCAAAGCUGGAGCAAGAGAGAAGAAAUCGGACAAAGCUGGAGCAAGAGAGAAAGAAUCGGACAAAGCUGGAGUAGUGUAAAGCUGUAAAGAUAAAGGACGCGCCUCUGACAGUGGCUGGACAGGUUAUAUGAGACUAAAAGACAAUUUGAACUUUAAAUUAAAACAAAAGUAGUACAGAUGAAAUCCAUUAUCUGCAAGUUGUGUGUAGUAUUUUGAUAAACACAUCUCAGGAUUUGAUUUGGGUUUAAUAUUACCUGAAAUGUAGAGAAUAUAAAAGCAUGUAUGUUCAGUUUUCAUUCCGACAGUGUUUAUGACUGCAUAUGCAGCGUAUAUUUUAUAAGCAAUUCAAAAAAGUUAAAUUAUGUGUAUAUAUGGUAUAUUACACAAAUGUCACAUGCACUUGAGGAUGACAGUAAUAGUGUGAUAUUGAAGUGAAUGUCAUCUGAGACAAUAAAACACAAAUGAACACACAUGUCGGUUAAUCAAAGUCGCUCAGUUUUUUUGAUAAUAAUAAUGAAAGAAAACCAUGUAAAACAUUUCAUGCCUUUGAAUUAUGAGUUGAUAAAGUGUCCUAGUGUACUUUUAUAUUUCAUUGAGUAUGAUUUAUGUGUCUACAUUUAUUCUAAACUGUUUUAUUUAUUAAAAAAAUUACAAAAUACAAAUUGUAGGCAUGCUUUUGCAUUACUUAAAAUUUGAUUUCAAAAUAGAGCAUUUAUUGUCUAUUGCCUGCUUUGCUGAGCAAAACGCUCCACAGUAUUUUUGCGCACAACCACAUUAUUUUCAUUUAUUCAGGAAAUAAUUCUAUGUGUGUGUACAAAUAUGCUCUCAUUCACACGACUCAGAAACUGUCCUUUGUUUUACUUCUAUGUUACAACUGGGAUUUAUGUUAACAAUUAUUCCUGUCUGGUUUUGUCAGAUAAGCAUGUGACCUUUUUCCAAUCUGUUGCUUGGUUAGUGCAAUAAGGAAACUGGGUUCAACAAGAUUAUGCAUAAUAAGUGUAGAUUGUCAAUAUACAUUCGCUACGAUGAAGCAAAUUUAGGUAUUUAGAUUACAUAUAUUAAGUAGAAUAUAUUUCCUUGUACAAAACAGAACAAAUUAGGAAGUUCAAUGUGUCUUCAAUCUGUUACAAUAAACACAUUUAAAACGUCUACAUCUGAUUCUGUGCAACUGGCGAUUCCUCUCACCCACAAGUUUUCCCUGCUUGCUUUGACUUUAUUCAGUCAUUAGAGAUCAAGUGUUUUAUUUACAAAAAUGCAAUGCGUCGUCAUUUUUACAAAAAC